GUUUUCUCUUUGGCUGAGGACCUUCUACGAGCAGCUAAUCAAAACAGUCGCCUGACAAUGGCACGCACGCAGGCGGGUUGGUACCUCCUGGGAGCGUGCAUGGCUCUUGGACCGACCGCGGUGCGCCCGCACCUGCCUCGCCUCAUCCUUCUUUGGCGAAAUGCAUUCCCACGCAGUACCCGUGAACUGGAAGCUGAAAAACAGCGCGGUGAUGCAUUCACUUGGCAGGUGAGGAGAUGA
This is a messenger RNA of Hydatigera taeniaeformis, 240 nucleotides long. Lineage: Eukaryota; Metazoa; Platyhelminthes; Cestoda; Cyclophyllidea; Taeniidae. The record is from the annotation of a GenBank genome assembly.